UUUUGUAUAUGCUCUAUUGCGUUCUCGAAGCUGGCCAGAAUGUAAUGUAUUCUCAGCAUUACCAACUAUAAUUGUUACAGAUAGUGGAGUCCAAACCGAUAAAAUUACCUGUGAUCAUGAAGAAAACAAUCGCUGGGUUAUGAACAAACUUAAAGUAUUAUCCCAGCAUCUACUUGAUUAUAAUAAAAGAACUUUCGAGAAGUUCAUGCGAGACAUAGAAAAGAAAUAUAAAGAACGGGUUAAUGCUAAUAAGAAGUUGCGAUGUAAAGUUGAGGAUCUGAAGUUGCAG
Molecule: messenger RNA, 289 nt
Organism: Dentiscutata heterogama
Lineage: Eukaryota; Fungi; Glomeromycota; Glomeromycetes; Diversisporales; Gigasporaceae
Source: the annotation of a GenBank genome assembly